AUGAUAGUAACAUUUAAUUCAAGAUCACAAAGAAAGGAAGGAAAUAAAAUUGAUUCCGACACCACCACCACCACCACCACGACUCCAACUACCGCAGCAACUGGGACUACUGCUGUUUUAACAGUUAAACAUGAGGAAGAAGGCCUGCAGAAAAAUGUGAAACAUAUUAAUGGAUCCAAGGACUAUUAUAAGUUUAAAGAUGGAAGAUCACGGAAUGGAUGUUUAACUUGUAAAGUCCGAAAGAAGAAAUGUUCGGAAGAAAAACCCGUUUGCAAUGAUUGUCUGAGAUUUGGUAAAAAUUGUAUUUAUAUAACUGAUUCUAUGACUGAACAAGAAAUUAAAGAUCUCAAGAAAAGUGUGGAAUUACAAGAAAGAAACCAUAAAUUAAGGAAAAGAAAACCCAAACUGAAAAACUCCACUGAAUCGACAAAACUUGCCACACCAGAUCACACUCAUUUAUCUGAUUCGAUAUCCCCCGUGCCUCGUAAGAAAGCAAAAAGAUCAAAUAAGAUUGAUGUCGAGGCCAAUACAAGAGUCGAAGACUCUCUGGAUCCCUUUAAAGCAUUUUCAUAUAACUCGACUUUACAAACUGCCACGAAUCCAUCUUCACCAGGGCCUACAAUACCACCCAACUCACCAGCAAUACAAAAUCUAAUACAUCCAGCAGGCUCCCUGGAAGAACAAGAGUUCUCACCACUGAAACCUCAACCACAUCCAGAGAAUACAACACAAGAAACAAAAUCAGUGGAAGAGAUAAUCCGUGAAAAUGGUACUGAACUGGAAGUAAACUCGCCAUCAACAUUCUUGACUUUUCUUCGAGAUGUUAAUUCACUGCAUAAUCAUAAUCACCAUCAUCAAGUUGGUUUUUUAGAGGACAGUGGCCAUAAUCAUGUAAGAGGUGGUCAUGAAAUUGAAACAGAUAACGACGAAGAUAAAAUUCAAACCUUAGAUGUUGAUUUAGACAAUCCUGAACUACGAGAAAUUCUAACAUCACCAGAUUUCAAUGGGGCAUUAGAGUCGUUUGAAAAUUCUUCUCACCCAAUUAAUGGUUCCAACAUUUCCUAUGUUGAUUUGAUUUCAAGUUUAAACUUAUUUUUACAUCAUCCUCAAAUCCCACCUUCACCGACUUAUAUUCCUGAAUUAAUUGAUCCUACUAGUUCAUAUCUUUAUAAUUAUUAUGCAGAUGUUUUAUCGAAAAAAAUAUCUAUUGCGCCAAUAUCACAAAAUGAAUCAAAUUCAUAUCAAAAAGUUUUCUUACCUUUGGCACAUAGAGAUAAAGGUGUUUUAUAUGCCAUUUUGGCGUGGUCGGGUUUCCAUUUAGGUGGACAUUGGUCAGAAGAAGGAGUCAAAUAUCUUGAAUAUGCCUUGGAUCAUUUGAAUAAAUCAAUGUUUGAUAGACCUCAUCAUGAUCGACAAAUGAUUGUUAAUAUGUUAGCCACAUUAAUGAUUUUAUGUGCCGCAGAAAUUUGUAAAGGUGAUGUCAAGAAUUGGUCAGUAUAUUUACAUUGGGGGUGGAAAUUAUUAUCAAAUAAUGGAGGGAUUUUAAGUUUCAAUAAACUGAAGGAAGAACAUUGGUUGAUUUCAAAUUUUGCUUAUCACGAUUUAUUAGCAAGUUCAUCUAGUGAAAGAGGUACUUAUUUCCCAUCUGAAGAAUACGAUUUUAUAUUUAGAGAUGAUGAUGGGUUUUCAUUGGGUAAUUUGAACCCCUUAUUGGGAAUUUCGAAAAAUUUAUACCGAAUAAUUGGUGAUAUAUCUACAUUGUUAUAUGAAAGUAAAAAACAAUUGGACAUUUUUUAUAGUCGAGAAUUCACUGGUACACCUCCUGGAGUUGUUGAAAAGUUGAAUAAUGAGGAUGCAGAUGGUAACGUGGAUGAUGAUGAUGAUUGUGAAUCACAACUUAGUGAUCAUGGUAAGGCAAGUCAAAUAUUAUUAUCAGUUAUUUCCAAAGUAAAAAAUUUAGAGAAACAAAUUGAUGAAUCCAAGCCAGCAGCAAAAGAUUUGGUGGGAUUAACGGAUCAAGAAUUAGAAUUACAAUUAACUUUGUUUGAGGCAUUUCAAUUAAGUGCCAAAUUGUUUUUAAGACAAUCAAUUAUGAAAUGUAAUCCUUCAAUGUUAGAAAGUCAAGUCUUAAAUAAUGAUUUAAUCAAAUGUCUAGAUGUAUUAGUGGGGACUUCAGUUCAAGCUUCUUUGGUGUUCCCCAUAUUUAUUUCUGGUAUCCAUUGUGUUUCCAGACACGACCAGGAGCUGAUGAGACAUAGAAUAAACAAAUUUAUUAAAUUAUAUGGUCUCUGGAAUGUUUGUCGAGUAAGCUUUGUGUUGCAGAAAAUUUGGAAGGAUAAUCCUGAUGGUAGUAAAGUAGUCGAUUGGCAUAAUCUAUUAAAAGAAUUGGGUUGGGAUAUAAAUUUUGCAUAA
Candida albicans SC5314 is the source of this 2412-nucleotide messenger RNA. RefSeq names its product Uga3p (gene UGA3). The transcript has a single exon. The coding region runs from base 1 to 2412 and encodes 803 amino acids. Lineage: Eukaryota; Fungi; Ascomycota; Pichiomycetes; Serinales; Debaryomycetaceae. Gene Ontology annotation, biological process: positive regulation of transcription by RNA polymerase II. Gene Ontology annotation, molecular function: DNA-binding transcription factor activity, RNA polymerase II-specific; zinc ion binding; transcription cis-regulatory region binding. The record is from RefSeq and is a predicted model, not a curated record. Gene Ontology annotation, cellular component: nucleus.